This is a messenger RNA of Antechinus flavipes (yellow-footed antechinus), 2823 nucleotides long. RefSeq names its product cytochrome P450 2J2-like. The transcript has 9 exons. Gene Ontology annotation, cellular component: intracellular membrane-bounded organelle; cytoplasm. Bases 122 to 1630 code for a protein of 502 amino acids. Gene Ontology annotation, molecular function: iron ion binding; heme binding; oxidoreductase activity, acting on paired donors, with incorporation or reduction of molecular oxygen, reduced flavin or flavoprotein as one donor, and incorporation of one atom of oxygen. Lineage: Eukaryota; Metazoa; Chordata; Mammalia; Dasyuromorphia; Dasyuridae. The record is from RefSeq and is a predicted model, not a curated record. Gene Ontology annotation, biological process: xenobiotic metabolic process.
GCAGCUCCACAGAGACAAACAUAGCUUGAGUUGGGAACAUUACUUCCAGUGGCCCCAUAUUAGGGAGUGAAGAAGGAGGAGGAGUUUGGCUGGUCUAGUCUUCCUACCAGAGCUGGGAAAGAUGCAGCUCUCUCUGAGAAACAUGCUCCCUUCUCUUUGGGAAGGAACUCCCCUGCAGAAUUUCCUUCUCCUCUCUGUCAUCAUCCUGAUCCUGACACAUUAUCUGCAGAGCAGGAGGCGACAUCUAAACUACCCCCCUGGCCCUCCAAGUUUGCCCAUAUUGGGCAACUUCCUCCAGAUGGAUUUCAAAAAGCCCCAAGUCACUCUGCAAAAGUUUGUCCAGAAAUAUGGAAAUAUCUUGUCCAUGCAUGUGGGCAGUGAAAUCUUUGUAAUAGUAACUGGAUUGCCAUUGAUCAAGGAGGUCCUGGUCAACCAAAGUGAUGUGUUUAUUGAUCGACCACAACUCCCUAUCCAUCUUCAUAUCUUUAAGUCAUUUGGAUUGAUCAUGUCUAAUGGCCAACUGUGGAAACAGCAAAGAAGAUUUGCCUUAAUGACUCUAAGGAACUUUGGUUUGGGAAAGAAGACCCUGGAAGAUCGGAUACGGGUGGAGGCCAAGUAUCUCACUGAAGCUAUUGGGGAAGAAAAAGGACAGCCCUUUGACCCCCACUUUGUGAUCAACAAUGCUGUUUCUAAUAUCAUCUGCUCUGUAACAUUUGGACAUCGUUUUGAGUACCAUGAUUCAAAAUUUCGGGAGCUGCUGAAGACUGUGGAUUAUACCAUGAAGCUUUUGACCAGAUGGGAGUGUCAGCUCUUCAAUAUAAUUCCUUCUGUAAUGAAAUUCCUGCCAGGAGCUCACCAGAAGCUCUUCAGAGAAUCCAAAAAGCUAGAAUCUUUUGUAGAAGAUGUGAUCAAACAACACAAGGAAAACCUGAAUCCAGAGGAGCCCCAGGAUUUCAUUGAUGCUUACCUGACGGAGCUAUCCAAGGAUAACAUCCAUUCUAGUUUCAGUGAAAAAAAUUUAGUCUACUGUACCAUGGACCUCUUCUUUGCUGGAACAGAGACAACUUCAACCACUCUAAGGUGGGCGCUGCUGUACAUGGCCCUUUAUCCAGAGAUCCAAGGCAAAAUACAAGCUGAGAUUGACAGAGUGAUUGGCCAAACUCGGCAGCCCACCAUAGCUGAUAGGGAGAAUUUGCCCUACACUAAUGCAGCUGUUCAUGAAGUUCAAAGAAUGGGUGACAUUAUUCCUUUCAAUGCACCCAGAAUGGCUGUGGUUGAUACCACAGUGGCAGGAUACCAUGUGCCCAAGGGAUCCAUGAUGAUGACCAACUUGACUGCUUUGAACAGGGACCCCAAGGAGUGGGCUACCCCAGAAACCUUCAACCCAGAACAUUUUCUGGAGAACGGCCAAUUUAAGAAAAAAGAGUCUUUUCUGCCUUUCUCAAUUGGAAAGAGGGCCUGCCUGGGAGAACAGCUGGCUCGGGCUGAGCUCUUCCUUUUCUUCACCAGCCUCCUCCAGAAGUUCACAUUCCAGGCUCCUCCAAACACCCAGCUGAGCCUGGACUUCCAAAUAAGCAUGGCCGUCUCUCCUCUCCCCUACCAAAUCUGUGCCAUUCCUCGAGAGAUAUAGGCCAAGCCAGGCCUGUGAGGUGAUCAUCCAAGGGGCACAGGAAAAAAGGGCACACUGGAACCAGUCUCAUGCUCCCUGCCUUUGGAGUCUGGCUAGGGACGAGGAGAGAAGUCAAGAAGGCAAAAAGAGGAGAGAGACCAAGGGAGGGUAUCUGUUGCUGAUUGAAUAUUUCUACUUAGAAAAAGAAGCAUGAACACCAGCAAAAAGAAAACACAGAGUUCUUACUGUAUUUGAAAUUUAAGAUCUUGGGGGUCACUUCUUAGUCCUGUCACCUAGUAGCUGGGUGAUUUGGGAUCAUAUCCCUCGAAUCUCUGCCUCCUUUUUCAAAUAUAAACUGAGGGGGAGGAAGAUUUCUAAAGUCUUCUCCAAUUUUAAAUCUAUAACUCUGUGAUGAUGGGAACAGAGAAUCAAUACCGUUCUUUCCCUGACAAGCAGCAGUGGGGCCAAACUUUGGUUAAUUAUUCUUCUCUGUCUUGUGUUUAUAACUAAACAAUGGAUGGGAUUUUAGAGAAGGGUUCAGAAAAUUUAAAUCCUCAGGUUGAUUAGGAUGAUUCUAAGAGAUCUCUAUGGAUUGUGAACUCUUUGUGGGCAAAUAUUAUUUUCUUUAUGUCUUUAGAUCUACAACAAGUGCCUGCCAUAGAGGAUCCCAUUAAUAAUGAUGAUUGUUUCAUCCCUAAAAGACUUCCUUUCACAUUCAUAAUUUCUUUGACUUUCACAGUGUGAAAUAGUAGCCCAUUCAUUGAUGAGCUGGGUUUCUCAUUCCUAUUAAAAGUCAUGUUAUAGAUACAUCAUAAACUCGCCACUAUUAAUUAUACUCAUAUGAAGCUAAGAAUACCUCCACCUUUGUUUUGCUCAUUUGUUAAAGCUCUCUAUUCCUCUUAAGUUUCCUUAAUUUUGUCAGAGAUACUUACACAAAAUAGAUUUCCAUGCUGCUGAUAAAAACCCUUGUAAUACCCCAGUGAAACACAAAAUGUAAAUGACCAUGUGAAUCAGUGUGACUAAUAUUCCUCAUUUAUUGUUUGUUAUGUCAAAUUAUCCAUUCAUAUGUUUUGAAAGGAAUAAAGCUUUAUUUAAAAAAUAGAUAAUGGGAAGAGAGUACUGAAGUAGAAGGAAUAGUCAAGGAUGUAGUGGCUAUGCUAUUAUAGAUCUUGAUCCUUUGUUCUACACAAUAAACAAAAUUCUUUAUUGGGUCA